UGUGUUUAUUUCAUUCAGAAUCCUUUGUGGAGGUUAUGGGCAUCUCCACCAUCAGAACUCAAGACAGAAAUUGUUCCUUAACUUUAUGUGUCACAUAGAAACGAAUGUACAUUUUCUUAAACAGAGUUUAUGCUUUGCAGUGAGCAUCGUGGUUAUCCUAUCUUGAUUUUUUGAGUUAUUAUUGAGAUCGCGGUAUUGGUGGUUGUUCUCUUUGAAUGAUUGCUCCAGAGAGGAGAAAUUCUCUAAUCUUGCAAUGGAAACUUUAAAGAAUCAAAACCCAUUGCAAUUCUGUUCAACAGAAGUUGGAAACCAAGAACAUCAUUCUGAAUUACAAGUUUCCAAGGUGAUUUCUUCUGCUCAUGCAAAUGCGAGUUUGAACUCUGCAGGGAAUAAUUUUUCAGAAGCCAAACCCGUGCAUAAUUACUCUAUACAAACUGGUGAGGAAUUUUCUCUGGAAUUUAUGCGUGACCGGGUCAAUCCCAAGAAACCUGUUUCAGAUGUCGCCGGUAAUUCCAGUAAUGCAUCUAGUCACUUGGAGCUAAAAGGAAUUCUGGGCAAUAAUCAUACUGUAUCAGAAAGUGGCUCAGCUAUCACCAUGAUGUCUACUGCGGAAAAAGAUCUGAAAGAAUUUGAACGGAAUAAUUUUUCUUUGCAUGGGGACAAGUUUAACAAUGGUUCUUUCCAAUCGAUGCAAUCAGCACCAUGUUCUUUAUCAGGUCAGAACAGCCAGUGCACACUUGUUUAUGCUAGAUCUGGAACUUCUUAUAGCUCAUCAACUAAGCUUAAGGUUCUCUGCAGCUUUGGUGGAAGAAUCCUACCUCGGCCAAUUGAUGGAAGGCUCAGAUAUGUUGGUGGAGAAACACGCAUCAUUCGAAUACAUAAAGGCAUUACCUGGAAAGAAUUAUGGCAGAAGGCUAUUGCAAUUUAUGACGAAACAUGGGCUGUAAAAUAUCAGCUUCCUGGGGAGGAGCUUGAUGCUUUAGUUUCUGUGUCGAGUGAUGAGGAUGUGUUGAACAUGAUGGAGGAGUGUGAUGUUCUUGAAGAUGGAGAAGGUUCAAAAAAGCUUCGGAUGUUUCUAUUCUCUCUUGGGGACUUGGAUGAUGCUCAUUUCAGUCUGAUCAACUCUGAAUGUGAUUCUGAGAUGAAAUUUGUGGUUGCUAUCAAUGGAAUGGGCAUUGGAUCUCGAAAAGACUCUACUCUAUGUGGUUUAGCAAACUUUUCAGGAAAUAACUUGAACAACUUGGAUGCACGGAAUCAAGAUAAGGUUACAAGUUGGAAUGCCACUCAAUCUGUAGCGACUGUUAGGAAUUCAACACUGCCGACUUUUGUUGGCCCCUCAAGGGAAAUUGAACCUUCUAAUUCAAAUUUACGUACUUCCUCCACAGUUUGUGAAACUGAUUUGCUGUCAGAUAAUGGUCAGACAGUCAACCACAAUCAAGAAAGACAGCAACGUUCUCAAUUUGGCUAUAAUGUUCCCACUUCAUAUUACAAUCAUUCUGAAAUUUCUACACAACAAUCUUCUAAUGGGAUUGUCUCUGAUCAGAAGGGACUUGAAGGAAAGUCGCUAGAUAGCUUGGGAUCGCAAGGUACAAAACCCCAAGAGACAGACACUAUACAGAAAGUUGAUGGCAUAAUUCGACAAGAGCGUGAUAAUAAGGACAUGUGUGCAAAUGAGAGCUUUGUUCCUUCACAGGUUCACAGUGAUAAACCUGAUCCUAGUUUUCCAGUUGAAGAGUCAUGUAUGGUCCCUAAACUGGAUAGGGAACUAUCUUCAAAGAGUUCAAAAGGCACAGGGAAACCAGAGGAGCAUGUCCAGGUCUCUAAACCUCUUGGUGCUUCCACCCCUGAUCUUCCUACAUCUAGUAACAAUGAGUCUUUUAAAUCUGCUAAUGGUCCUGCUCCUGAUUCCAUUAUAUCAGAGUCUGGUUCUACCAAUUUGAGUUACUUUGGGUCUUCUAAUCCUCCUCCGAGGAUCUUCCGUUCUGAGUGGGUUCCACGAGAGCAAUCAGAAUCGCUUGGUAGAAUAUCUAAGUCUGAUGAUUCACGUAGUUCUCAGUUUCUAGUUAAUCAGCCGGAGGCUGAUAUAUCCCAGCGGGAUUUAGAUAAGUCAUCUAUUGAAAACUUGGACAAAGGGAAUGCGAAUAUCUCUACUAAAAAGUCAACUUCUACUGAACGGCCUUUCCCUCAGGAACAUGAAACUACUGAUGAUGGCCUUGCUAAUACUCAGAAGCUGGCACAUACGGAUCCCCUUGAUGCUCAAGGUUUCAUCCAUGAAAAUCACUUCCUUAAGACAGAAACAGAACAGUUGUCGAAGCUUCCUACUGUGUGUCCUGAAGAUUCUAUUGAGCACUCUGAAAAUUCUUUGCUUGGUUUGGUUGAUGAAAUUGGUAGUCAGGAAGUUGCUAAUGAUGUUCAUGAGUAUUCACAGCCAUUAGCAUUGGCAGGGAAUGUGGAAGAACCCAGCGGUGCUCCUGAGACCAAGCAGGGCGAUAUUCUCAUUGAUAUCAGUGACCGAUUCCCUUCUGAUCUUCUUUCUGAUAUAUUUUCAAAAGCUUUUCUUUCAGAUAAUGCAUCUGAUUUUGGUCCACUACAGAAAGAUGGUGCUGGUGUGAGCAUGAACAUAGAGAACCAUGAUCCUAAACGCUGGUCCUUCUUCCAGAGGCUGGCAGGGGAUGAGUUUACAAGAACGGAUGUUUCUCUUAUUGAUCAAGAUCAUAUAGCAUUCUCUUCUGGACUUAAAAAACUUGAAGAUGAGACUCCUUUGGCAUAUGACUUUGUACCGAUGAUGAAAGAUGGAGUUCUUCCAAGUCACAUGGAAGUGCAGGAUAAUCAUGACGAAGAUGGUCAGAAUGGUCUUCCAGGAGAAAAUGGAGUUGCUUCUACAGCUACUUCUCAUUAUAAUGCAUCUCAAUUGAAAGAUGGAUUUGGAAUUAUUGGCUUACCUCCUCUAGAUCAUUCCUUGGCUGAUUUUGAUAUCACCGCGUUACAGAUCAUAAAAAAUACCGAUCUUGAGGAGCUGAGGGAGCUUGGGUCUGGGACAUUUGGGACAGUGUAUCAUGGAAAAUGGAGAGGCUCAGAUGUGGCCAUCAAGCGGAUAAAAAAGAGUUGCUUCACUGGUCGUCAGUCAGAGCAGGAGAGACUGACAUUCGAGUUUUGGAGGGAAGCUGAAAUCCUGUCAAAGCUUCACCACCCAAAUGUGGUUGCUUUUUACGGUGUUGUACAAGAUGGACCAGGGGGAACAUUGGCUACUGUGACAGAGUACAUGGUCGAUGGUUCUUUAAGACAUGUUUUACUUCGGAAGGAUAGACAUCUUGAUCGUCGCAAGAAGCUCACUAUCGCCAUGGAUGCAGCUUUUGGAAUGGAAUAUUUGCAUUCGAAGAAUAUAGUGCACUUUGAUCUGAAAUGUGAUAAUUUGCUCGUCAACUUGAAAGAUCCUUCAAGACCUAUAUGCAAGGUGGGCGAUUUUGGCUUAUCUAAAAUAAAGCGGAACACCUUGGUUUCUGGGGGAGUGCGGGGAACUCUUCCAUGGAUGGCUCCAGAGCUCCUUAACGGAAGUAGCAAUAAAGUAUCUGAGAAGGUUGAUGUUUUUUCUUUUGGUAUUGUCUUGUGGGAGAUUCUCACUGGGGAGGAGCCUUAUGCCAACAUGCAUUAUGGUGCAAUCAUAGGUGGCAUCGUAAACAACACAUUGAGGCCUACCAUUCCAAGCUACUGCGAUUCAGAGUGGAGAAGAUUAAUGGAGGAGUGUUGGGCCCCAAAUCCAUCCCUGAGACCUUCGUUUACUGAAAUAGCUAGCCGGUUACGCGUAAUGUCCUCUUCGACCCAGACAACAAAGAAGGCAGGUUCAUAGUCAGUACAUUGUUGAUUUUCAAUAAAUGUACGUGCAAUAUCGCUGAGAGCCAACUGUUGAUGUUUGUAUGCAUUGAAAGAGAAGAAUACAGUUUAGAAACGAUUCAACUAUAUUGGGACGACCCAAAAGUAAAUAUGACUCAACUAUCUUGGAA
Salvia hispanica is the source of this 4001-nucleotide messenger RNA. NCBI's taxonomy places the organism in Eukaryota, Viridiplantae, Streptophyta, Magnoliopsida, Lamiales, Lamiaceae. The record is from RefSeq and is a predicted model, not a curated record.